This is a messenger RNA of Cylicocyclus nassatus, 1251 nucleotides long. The record is from the annotation of a GenBank genome assembly. NCBI's taxonomy places the organism in Eukaryota, Metazoa, Nematoda, Chromadorea, Rhabditida, Strongylidae.
AUGCAGUACCUACUUUAUAAUCCACAAUCGUCGGCGUCUAAUUCUCCAAAUGCUGAGACGGCUUCACGGAAAGUUGUGCGACUGCUUGUUGUGUCAGUCAGCGUAUCCUGCAUUGGAUUGUUCAUAUUGUUGCAAAGCUCACCAGAACGUGACGAGAUACAAAUUUACAACGAUGACAUACGGAUCACAUAUGUACCGGAGAAACAGAGGAACUUAUCAAUCGGCAUAAUUGAAGUGGUUAGGGCAAGUACGUCACCGAAGGAGUAUCAUACCGCAAUGAUGAGCGUUGCUUGCUAUGCAAAGGUGCACGCUUACGAUUUCCACGUAAUAAAAGACAACAGCUAUGGUAAACUAUGCCCGCAAAAGGAUCCAUUUUUUCGACGGCACUGCAUAGUCGCAUGUGUGCUCAAAGACUACGAUUACGUGCUCUUUUUGGACUCUGAUAUAGGAGUAGUAAAUCCGAACCGGCUCGUAGAAGAUUUCAUCGAUCCUCACGUCGACAUCACUUUCUACGAUCGUUUCUAUAACUGGGAAGUUAUGGCCGGGAGUUACAUAGUAAAAAACAGUACUUGGUCAAUUAAUUUUCUAUACCGUUUUGCGCAGUACGAAUCCCAUGUACCAAAGAUGGCGAUCGGCAGUGACAAUGGAGCAUUGCACGCUUAUUUGGCUGAAGCUCUUACCUCAAACAGCAAACAGUUGCCAUCCUGCCUUUUGAUAUAUGAGCAUGCUAAUGAAUAUGGAUCACUCUUUCUGUAUGAAGCAUGCAUUCGCGAAAUAUUUGGAAACAGAACUCGCAUUGCGAAUGUCGCAAUCCUAAAAAAGGGCACUGGAUGGGCACGUGAUCACAUAGUGACCAACAGUAAGUGGAGCAUGGAAUCUGAUUUUAUGAUCCAUAACUGGAAAACGAACUAUCUGAAGACUUAUGAAGACAAACUCAAAGUGAAAGAGAAGAAAGACAUCGACUCGUUUUCUGGUUGGUACAGUCCAUUUGCUGGCAAUUUUAAUCUGACCCUGUGCACGCCUAAGAACAGAACAUGGCAUUACGAUGUCAAUCUUAUAGCGCCACAAGAAAUGAUCAAAGCUCAAAUGGCAGAAUAUGAGGAAAAAGUCGAAGGAUUGAAAGCAAAGGUGCUGAAUUAUCUACCGCGAAUUCUCGAAAUCACCAAUUAUGAACGAGGUUCAGUGCAUGAAAACGAAGUAGUAGAAAUUCUAUCAACAAUGGACCAGGCUUGGGAGGCCUAUGUGCCGUAA